AUGCAAGCUUACCUUAAAGCUUAUCAGCAAAAGACAUCUCUUUAUAAUAUUGCAAGAGAUUAUGAAAAAGAUAGUAUUAAUUUAAUUAUUUAUAAGACUGAAACUGAAACCCAAGAAGUCAAAACCUUGCAGACUCCAAAAACACUACACUCAGGUACUUGCAUAACUCAACUUCCAAAUGGCAAGCUAUUCUGUUUUGGUGAUGAUUAUCCAUAUUCUGGGGCUACAGUGCUAAUUGAUGUGAAUGGUGGAGUCGAAGUGCUGCCGUCUGGAACUCCUUGCAGAUGCUCAUCGUGUAUAUAUUUUAACAGCAGCGUCUAUUGCUUUGGAAGAAAAACUUGAAAUGAUUGUUUAACUCUAUCUAGAAGAUUCGAUUUGAAUCAAAAUCGAUGGAUUCAACUAACUCCAAUGCCAAAAGCUGAUUGCAUGUGCAAUAGUAUAAUAUACGUAAUUUCAAUAGAUAGCCCUAUCAGUGGGUGAAUUGCUAGUUAAAAUUGCAAUUUUUCCGACCAAAAUUAUUAGUUUUUUUAGGCCAAAUUGAGAACUCAGCGGGUAAUUAACCCACUGAUAGCGCUAUUAAAGGGAAUUUUCUUAUUUAAUGGAAAUAUUUUGAUUUCUGGAUAUGUAACUAGAAAUCUUUUGCUAUACUCAAUUGAUAUUGACUCUUUCUCGACAAUCCCUUGUGAGUUUAAAAGGGAGAUAAAGAUCCUGAUAAAUGCAGAGAGACUAUAUUUGAUUGAAUGCCCUGGGUCAAUCUAUGAAAGCGAAAUCGGAAGCUACUCGAAUUGAAGACGAAUAGGAAAAUCAAGAGUCGGCCAUUUUAUGCAAGUGUAUUGCUCAUAUAAUAAAGGAGGAAUAUACAUCUCAACUAUUUAUGGAUCUGAUAUGCAAUAUUAUUAUUUUAAUUUACAUCAAAAAAUUACUAUUGAUUUCGCAUACUAUAAUGAACAUGUCUCACUUAGAAGAGUGGGUAAAAAGAUUGAAGCAAUAAAAUGAAUGAACCAGAAUUUUAAGCUCGGUCCUUAUUAUCUGGAUGAGUGAAAUCUAAAAGGAGGAACUCUAAACAUUUUAGGAGAAAAUCUAGAAGCAAUCGAAUGCUGUGAGGAAGAAAUCAAAAGCAAUCCAAACAAUCCUGAUUUUUACAAUGAAAAAGGCAACGUUUUUUAUGAGUUAAAAAGAUACUUACUCCUCCGUGGGCGAACAAAAAAAUUUUGUUCGCUCACGGGGGUUAAUUUUUUUUAUAAAAAAAUUAUAUAGAAAUUUUAUAGAAUUUUUUUUUUUCGAAAUUAAAAAAGUUCCAUUUUCUUAAAAUUGGAAAGCAAAUAUUAAUUUAAUUUGUAAAAUUUAUGUUUUAAUGCGAAUUUGUUUAAAAAUUAAACAGAAUUAGCUGGGUUUCAUGAUAAUAGUUAUCAUUUAUAUAUCAAAAUUUUUUUUCAUAAAAAAUUUUUGUUCACUCACGAGGGUAGCUUUUGGUCAAAAAAUAGGGAUUUUCUAAUGGUUUUGUUCGCUCACGGAGGGGGGAAUUAGAAGCAAUAGAAUGCUAUGACAAAGCAAUCAAACUCAAUCCAAGGAAUCAUAACUUUUACAAUAAUAAAGGCAAAGCUUUUUGUGAUUUACAAAAAUAUCUAGAAGCAAUCGAAUGCUAUGACAAAGCAAUCAAACUCGAUCCAAGCAAUAUUUAUUUAUACAAUAAUAAAGCCAAAGCUUUUUAUAAUUUAAAAAGAUAUCUAGAAGCAAUCGAAUGCUAUGACAAAGCAAUCAAACUCGAUCCAAACGAUGCUGAUUUUUACUGGAAGAAAGGAUAUGUGCUAAAUGAAUUAGGAAGCUAUCCAGAAGCAGUAGAGAGCUAUAACAAAGCAAUCAAAAUCAAUUCAAACAUAGCCAAGUUUCAUAAUGAUAAAGGAAACACUCUUUUUGCUUUAGAGAGAUAUCAAGAAGCAAUACAAUGCUAUGAUGAGGAAUCAAACUUCAGCCUAAAAAUCCUUUGCAUUUUUGCAGCCGAGCUAGAGUAUUAA
Molecule: messenger RNA, 2015 nt
Organism: Blepharisma stoltei
Lineage: Eukaryota; Ciliophora; Heterotrichea; Heterotrichida; Blepharismidae
Source: the annotation of a GenBank genome assembly